Letharia columbiana is the source of this 453-nucleotide messenger RNA. RefSeq lists its product as uncharacterized. Gene Ontology annotation, biological process: protein K63-linked ubiquitination; DNA damage tolerance. The record is from RefSeq and is a predicted model, not a curated record. Gene Ontology annotation, cellular component: nucleus. The coding region runs from base 1 to 453 and encodes 150 amino acids. Lineage: Eukaryota; Fungi; Ascomycota; Lecanoromycetes; Lecanorales; Parmeliaceae. Gene Ontology annotation, molecular function: ubiquitin conjugating enzyme activity. The transcript is spliced from 4 exons.
AUGGCUGCUCUACCAAAGCGCAUAAUCAAAGAAACGGAGCGCCUUAUGGCAGAACCUGUGCCUGGUAUCAGCGCUGUUCCCCACGAAGACAAUCUCAGAUACUUCGACGUUAAGAUCCACGGCCCUUCUCAGUCACCAUAUGAAGCGGGCAUCUUCAAGCUUGAGCUCUUUCUACCAGACGACUAUCCUAUGACUCCUCCCAAGAUCAGGUUCCUCACCAAGAUCUACCACCCGAAUAUCGACAAGCUGGGCCGCAUCUGUUUAGAUGUUUUGAAGAGCAACUGGUCCCCAGCCCUCCAAAUCCGUACAAUCCUCCUCUCAAUACAAGCUCUGCUUGGCGCACCAAACCCAGAUGAUCCAUUAGCGAAUGAUGUGGCACAACGAUGGAAGGAGGAUGAGCCUGCGGCUAUACAGACGGCAAGAGAAUGGACUCGGCAGUAUGCAAAAGCUUAA